This is a messenger RNA of Aedes albopictus (Asian tiger mosquito), 1512 nucleotides long. RefSeq lists its product as uncharacterized. The transcript has 4 exons. Bases 1 to 1512 code for a protein of 503 amino acids. The record is from RefSeq and is a predicted model, not a curated record. NCBI's taxonomy places the organism in Eukaryota, Metazoa, Arthropoda, Insecta, Diptera, Culicidae.
AUGGCUGAUUUGCAACCCAGCUUUUUCAUGUAUAUCAGUAACACAUACGACCACAGCACUGCAAGAUUGUUCAAAGAAUAUGCGUCGCUUAACACAAAACUCGGCAACGCGCAAGAACGCAGCCCUUAUGCGAAUAAGCUGCAGCGGAUAAUCGAACGUUGUAAAAAAUCUCUCCUCAACGUCGAAAUCAAGCACACGUUCUUCAAAAUCAAACAGUUGAAACUGUCAAUAGAACGAGCAAAAGCAGAGAUUACCACCCACUCGCCGACCGAUAUCGCUGCUCGGUUCUUCGACACGCAGGAUCGGUCCUUCAACCGCAACGUCAGCCGAAACGAACGGAAAACCACUUCGAAACUACUUCGGCUAAUCGAACGGACCGCAGAACAAUGGGAUGUCAUGCCGACAUUCAACGAAAAAUCCAUCCUCAAUGCAACAAAUGUCCAGAUACCGCAAGAAACCCAAACCUUGCUCAGCCUUGGACCUAAAUUCGCUCUACCCACGGAUGUUCUCACUCCGCGCCAUUUGUUCCACAUGAUCGCUGACGUUGAAGCCAUCCUCAACGUUACACCGUACAAGGCGGUACGGGAUUAUAACAGAUGCAGAAUAACAACCGCCAUACAAAACCACAUAUCGCGGGCACGGUCCAACCAGCGAGAAAAUCCAGUCUCCAAGUUCUGCAAACAUGCUUCUAUCACUACCAAGAAGUUCCUGGACGAUCAUAAAGAUAUCGUGAUCGUAGAGUCGGAUAAGGGGAAAAGAAUGGUCGUAAUGUACAUCGCAGACUACGAUCGCAAAAUGUCAACGUUGCUGGACGACUCCACAUACAAAGUCCUGCCGAAAGAUCCAACAUCAAAGUUCCAACGGCAAAACAAUACGCUGGUCAGACGGUUGAGCAAUCUGGAGCUAAUCGACCAUUUCACUGCCAGUCGGUUAACAAGCAAAACUGCGACUUGUCCACGAAUAUACGGUCAACCCAAGGCACACAAGGAUGGGUUACCCCUUCGCCCCGUUGUGCCAAACAUAACGGCACCAACAUACCAGUUAUCCAAAUAUAUCGCGUCCGUUUUGUCGAAAGGUUUCAAAAGCGAGUACAACAUCAUCGACAGCUUUUCCUUCGUCAAAUACAUCACCGCUGUGACGCUUCCAGCAGGAUACAUUCUAGUAUCUUUUGAUGUCGUCUCCCUCUUCACGAACAUCCCGAAGGACCUGGUUAUUCGCGACAUCAUUAUGAACUGGGACACCAUAGGAAAAGCAACAAAUAUCAACCUGGAUUUGUUCCUCGAGAUGGAUGCCGGAGAGAAGACGGCCAAAACCUCGACCAAAGAAGAUGACUACGACGCAACGAUCGGGAGUGCACCGUGCACGUACGUUUGCGUCAUUAAUCUAUACGGACGGAGUCCUCUUCUGUGCUUCCUAAUUCACGUCGGCGGCGGUAUCAAGUGGCAAAUUUGUGCGUUCAUGUGUUAUAAUAUCUUCCAGCUGCAUCCAGCUAGCGGCGGCAGCGGUGGCUAG